CUUGUGAACAUUUCUUUUCAGGCGGUUGUUUCAUUGUUGUUUGUAUCUCUUCAUUCUACAACUUUGGAGAUACAUCAGAAAAUAUCCACGCUGUUUUCAGAGGAGCCUGUAAGGAAACGUAGACAUUUUGCUAUGAAUUAAACACUUCAAAACUUUGACUGUAACUCGUCUGUAUAACUUUUGACAUAUACUUUAGGAAAUAUCCACGCUGGCUUUGGAAGAGCCUGUAAUGAAACUAGGCAUUUUGCUAUGAAUUAAACACUUCAAAACUUUGACUGUAACAACUCUGUAUAACUUGGGAGAUACAUCAGAAAGUAUCCACGCUGGUUCAGAAAAGCCUUUAAGGAAAUGUUGCUAUUGAAUUAAACACCUCAAAACUUUGAUUGAAGAUCCUUGCUGUGGUAAGCAAUGUCAUCAUCCAGUGACCAGGCAUGUGUCGAACGUGAAGUCUCAUCAAACUGUAUUGAACGCAACUCUGAUUUAAACAUCCAUGUACAAGCACAGACCGAUAGUGAGAAGCGUUUCCAAUGUGGAAUGUGCUUCAGAUGUUUUUCAAGAAAGAGUACCAUCAAGAAUCACAUGAGGACGCACGGUGACGCAAGACCAUUUCAGUGUGAAGUGUGCAAGAAGUGUUUUCGGUGGGGUGAUUCAUUGAAGAAGCAUUUAUUUGCCCACACUGGUGCUAAACCUUUCAAAUGUGAUGUGUGUGCAAAAUGUUUCUCCAACAGAUACCGCUUGAAGCUUCAUACAUUGGUUCACACUGGCGAUAAACCUUACAAAUGUGAUGUCUGCGAAACGGGCUUCUCACUGCCCGGGAGGUUACGUCGACACGCAUUACUGCACAGUGGUGUUAAGGAUUUCAAGUGUGAGUUGUGUGGGAAUGCUUUCUCGCAGAGUGCUGGCCUGAUUUCUCACAUGAAGACCCACACACGCGACAAAGCGUUCAAGUGUGAGAUCUGCAAAAGGGAGUACACACGCAGCUCGUACUUGAAGCAACACAUGUUGAAUCACGAUCACGGGAACGACUUCGAGUGUGUGGUGUGCGCAGAACGCUUCACGCAACAUUCCCAUCUGAGACAGCAUUGUGUUGCUUCACACUGGUCUUAAAGACUUUUAAAAGUGAAAUUGUGUACCUAAGUCUUUUAUGGAGUCAUGGCAACGAUUCAUAUCAAGGCUUUAGAUCUCAUCACUAAUUUGGGCAUUUAAAAAAAAAAAAGUAUAUAUAUAUUAUUUAUUUAUUUAUUUAUUUAUUAUUAGUAUUAUUAGUAUUAUUAUUAUCAUCAUGAUCACUAUUAUUUUUUAUUAUUAUUUUUUUAUAUAUAUAUUUUUUUGGUGUGUGUGUGUGUGUGUGUGUGUGUGUGUAGACAGAAUAUUUCUGUCUCUGUAAAGCUUUAUUUCAUGAUUUGUCUAUGUUUAUAUUUAUAUCUGGCUUUUACAGAGACUGAACGUAAUCUGUGUUAAACGUGGUGGUGGUUAGAGGUGGUCAGUUCUGAGCACAGUUAGGUCUUAUGAAGCACACUAAUGAAGGGUUGUAGAAAUUCGGAAACUGAAUAAUCGCUCGCCUGAUGCGUGUUCGGUCUGGGAUCGAUCCCAUCGGUGGGCCCACUGAGCUUUUAUGACCGAUAUAUCAAAGGCCGUGGUAUGUGCUCUCCUGUCUGUGUGAUGGUGCAUAAAAAGAUGAUAAUAAUGAAAGAAUAUAUAUCGGGUUUUCUUUCAGAGACUAUAAAUAUGUUAAAAAUUACCAAAUGUUUGACAUCCAAUAGCCGAUGAUUUAAUAAAUUAGUGUGCUCUAGUGGCGUCGUUAAACCAAUCAUCCAAUCAAAGUGUCUAACAGUGUUUUAGGCUACUAACAUUACAUAUAGAGUAUAGUUUCUUGUUUAGAAUAGCAGUUUGUAUAUAUCCGUGUUCUUAUGGCUGUAAUGGUCGUUUGUCAUUUUACUUCGUAAUAUAUUUUUGGACGUACAAAAUUUGUGGAAGGAAAACAAAACUGUUUUGAGUUACUACAAAUAUUAGGACAACAAACGCCUUGUUUAUACAGAUAUUACAGAUAUUGAUAUUCUAAACUGGAAAAUAUCGUCAAUAGCCUCUAUUAGAAACAUACUUAUCUGCCCUUGGUUUUCAUCACGCUAAGCGGCCCAAAUUAGCCACUAAAUUAUUUCCGGCGCGUUACGCUCCAGUCGCUUGCUACAAAGGCCCUGUGUUACUACUGAAUUGUGUAGUAGUUGUCGACUUGUUCUUUUAUUUUUUGACGUUAAUAAAAGUUUU
Gigantopelta aegis is the source of this 2265-nucleotide messenger RNA. RefSeq names its product gastrula zinc finger protein XlCGF71.1-like. Gene Ontology annotation, molecular function: DNA-binding transcription factor activity, RNA polymerase II-specific; RNA polymerase II cis-regulatory region sequence-specific DNA binding. The transcript has 2 exons. Gene Ontology annotation, biological process: regulation of transcription by RNA polymerase II. Lineage: Eukaryota; Metazoa; Mollusca; Gastropoda; Neomphalida; Peltospiridae. The record is from RefSeq and is a predicted model, not a curated record. Bases 409 to 1107 code for a protein of 232 amino acids.